AUGGAAAUGUACAAAGACGAUUUCAAGUUCCCUCCACAGGGUAGCAACCGCCUUCGCAUCAUCGUCGUCGGAGCGGGCAUUGCUGGCCUGAGCGCAGCACUAGUUGCACCUAACGCAGCGCGCAUCCUCGGUCGAUUUGGCGUCCUCCGGGAAGUUGUUGAAAAGGCGAACGUGCUCGAUAGGAACUCUCUGCGGCGUUAUGCGAACGAUGAGGAGCUUGGAACCGCGCCGUUGAUGCCAGAGAUUGGACUCACGUGUCGUCUCUGCGCCUUGAACUCGCACGCAGCUCUGCCCUCGUGGGUGGAGAAUCGGACCGUACUUAUGGGGGACGCCUGCCAUUCCAUGCUACCAUACGUGGCCCAAGGCGCGGCGCAAGCCAUCGAAGAUGCAGGUGUUUUGGCAUGUGUACUAUCGCUGGGUGGAGACGAGGUCGAUAUUCCCACGAUUUUGAAGGUGUAUGAGCGAGUGCGCAAGGAUCGUGCGGAGAAAUUUCAGAACGGCGCGGCUGAGACUCGUCUGGCGCUGCACUUGCCCGAAGGCGAGAAACAGAGAGAACGUGAUGAAGCUAUGAAAUCUGUAGACAAAAGUCCAGACCUCUUGGCCGAUCAGGAAUGGCAGGCAUUCAUGUGCGGUGAGGAUGAAUCCUCCUUGGCUUCCAUUUUAUGA
This is a messenger RNA of Penicillium diatomitis, 666 nucleotides long. RefSeq names its product FAD-dependent oxidoreductase. The transcript is spliced from 3 exons. Gene Ontology annotation, biological process: secondary metabolite biosynthetic process. The record is from RefSeq and is a predicted model, not a curated record. The coding region runs from base 1 to 666 and encodes 221 amino acids. Gene Ontology annotation, molecular function: monooxygenase activity; FAD binding. Lineage: Eukaryota; Fungi; Ascomycota; Eurotiomycetes; Eurotiales; Aspergillaceae.